Molecule: messenger RNA, 843 nt
Organism: Pleurotus ostreatus (oyster mushroom)
Lineage: Eukaryota; Fungi; Basidiomycota; Agaricomycetes; Agaricales; Pleurotaceae
Exons: 10
Coding region: 1-843 (280 amino acids)
Biological process (GO): pectin catabolic process
Cellular component (GO): extracellular region
Molecular function (GO): pectate lyase activity
Source: RefSeq, a predicted model, not a curated record
AUGGUACCAUAUUCCCUUCCUGUCUCCGGUGCCUCAUGCGUGUUCCAGAAUGAAUGGUAUUCACAAUGCCUUCCCGGAAGCGGCGGCGGAGCGACUAGUGCAACGAGCUCAACACGAGCGACUAGCUCUACUCGCGUAAGCACCACCGCACCCGCGACUACGCAGCCACCUACGACUGUGCAACCUCCUUCCGGUAUCACCACUACUCUGCCUGCCUCUGCUGGCUACACCGCCCUCCCUACCGCUAGAGUCAUAUCUAGCUCCUUUGAUGGAGGCAUGGUGCGAUUCGACCGUGCCGGAAGCAGCGGCGAAUGUCAGGGUCAAAACGAAACUGGAGAAGAAGAUGCUGUGUUUAUCUUGGAAUCCGGAGCGUCCAUUUCGAACGUCAUCAUUGGCAAGGAUCAAGCAGAAGGCAUUCAUUGCCGUGGCCCAUGCACUAUCACCAAUGUUUGGUGGGAAGAUGUUUGCGAAGAUGCCGCCACUAUCAAACAAACCGGUGCCAACGAUGUCACUACUAUUAACGGGGGUGGUGCCUUCCACGCUUCCGACAAAAUCUUCCAACACAACGGUGCCGGGACAGUAAAGAUCAACAACUUCUUCGCCUCCGAUUUUGGUAAACUCUACCGUGGCUGCGGAAACUGCGCUACCUCGCAUGAGCGCCACGUCGAAGUCAACAAUGUCUGCUUCAAGGACGGGAAGGAAGGUGUUGGCAUCAACGCCAACUGGGGCGACACCGCCAUCCUCUCGAACGUCAAGACGAACAACAAGCCCACCGCCAAGAAUGUGUGCUGCGCGUACAAGGGCGUUGCCAAGGGAUCCGAGCCCUCGAAGAUCGGGUGGUGA